This is a messenger RNA of Penicillium cosmopolitanum, 525 nucleotides long. RefSeq lists its product as uncharacterized. Bases 1 to 525 code for a protein of 174 amino acids. The transcript has a single exon. The record is from RefSeq and is a predicted model, not a curated record. NCBI's taxonomy places the organism in Eukaryota, Fungi, Ascomycota, Eurotiomycetes, Eurotiales, Aspergillaceae.
AUGCGCUUCACAGGGCUCGUUGCUUUGAGUAUGGCUGGUUUAGCCACAGCCGUGCCUGUUUACGUGAACCCCAACUCGCCAAUGUCUAGGCCCGUCGAGAAUGGUCACAAUGGCCCGGGCUACAGAAUCUUGUAUGCCCAGUCAGCUGGACGCGGAAGCCUUACAACACCUACACCAACUCCUAUCCUACCUACCGCCACUGGCACACCGCGAGAUACACCUAGUGCGACAGCAACUGGCCAGCCUGGUGGUCUAUCCCAGAAGGAAACGAAAUUCCAUGAAGAUUUUGAGCAUUGGGUGAACCUACCUCACGGGGCUGAAAAAGAAAGAGAGCAGUGGGGAAAGAAUUUGCUCAAGGACCUGGAGAACCUUGCAAAUCAAGGCGAGCAAACAUCGACGGUCACCUCGCCAACUGUUCCCCAAAGAGGCCCACGCCUGAGGCCCACGCCUUCUUCCAGUGCCACACCUUCUUCAAGCCCCAAACCUUCUCCCAAAUCACCAGUCGUGCAAUUUUCCCACGCAUAA